Messenger RNA from Aspergillus candidus, 368 nucleotides. RefSeq lists its product as uncharacterized. The transcript has a single exon. Bases 114 to 299 code for a protein of 61 amino acids. Lineage: Eukaryota; Fungi; Ascomycota; Eurotiomycetes; Eurotiales; Aspergillaceae. The record is from RefSeq and is a predicted model, not a curated record.
GCUUGGUUUAGCUGCAGGUUAUAUGCCGAGAGCAAGGGAGUUUCAAUCUGUUCUGUCUGUUCUAUUUCGUUCAUUUCGUUUCUUUUGAGGGGUGAACCAGAAAAGGAGAGAAAAUGAUCAAAAAAAAUGUAUUGGGGGGAUGUCUCGAGUUUUGUUUCCGAAUACCUACUAUACACCACUGUUGUUGUUGUGGUUCUGCUACUUCUUGUUCUCUUGCUGCUCUUGUUUUUGAUCUGUUCUGUCUUGCGGAAGUAUCAUGGUUCCCAGUGCCAUUGCUUGAGGAUUAUUGCUUGUCCUGACUAUCAUUGAUUAAUUACUGUUGGAGUGUCUAUCUAUCUGCUACAUAUUCAGUAUCUAUACUCUUCAGA